Sebastes umbrosus (honeycomb rockfish) is the source of this 1314-nucleotide messenger RNA. Its product is annotated as eukaryotic translation initiation factor 4E-binding protein 1-like. Gene Ontology annotation, biological process: negative regulation of translational initiation. The record is from RefSeq and is a predicted model, not a curated record. The transcript is spliced from 3 exons. The coding region runs from base 355 to 711 and encodes 118 amino acids. Gene Ontology annotation, cellular component: cytoplasm. Lineage: Eukaryota; Metazoa; Chordata; Actinopteri; Perciformes; Sebastidae. Gene Ontology annotation, molecular function: eukaryotic initiation factor 4E binding.
GGACGCACUAAGCUCAUCUGGUCCACCUCAUGUCCUGCAGCCUGCUGCUGCUGCUUCUGUCUGUGUGUUGUUGUGUGUGCAUGUAGAGGCUGACUGGAGCAGAGCAACUUGGUGUGCUCAGUUCGUUUUAAAGAAAAGAACUUGGACACGUGUGUGUGUGAGAGAGAGACUGCAUGUUGUGAUGUGACCACAUUAGAUACAUUUCAUCAUUUUGCACUUAUGAAAAAGAGGUAUUUAUUUGUAUUUAUCUGUUUCUGUUGAAGCAAAAAAAACAGGCGCGGCGUGGCUUUGUUGUUGUGCAAAGACUUUGUUUCGUGCUAUUUAGUUAGCUAGUUUAUUCUAAUUGAGAUCAAGAUGUCCACUGACUGCCAGAAGACCACUGCCAAGGCCAUCCCGUCCACCAGGAGGGUGACCAUCAGCGACGCGGCGCACAUGCCCCAAGACUACUCCACUACACCCGGAGGGACGCUGUUCAGCACCACACCGGGAGGAACCAGGAUCAUCUACGACCGAAAGUUCCUGCUGGGGUGUCGCACCUCUCCGGCGGCCAAGACUCCCCCGAGAGGUCUGCCCAACAUUCCAGGGGUGACCAGUCCUCUCUCCAAAGACACCGACGAGAAGGACCAUAAUGGAGAACUACCGAACAACAACGUCGCUGCUCCUGAUAGCAGCAACACUGGUGAUGACUCACAGUUUGAGAUGGACAUCUAGGUGGUCCUGGAGUGAGUAUUAAGAUGUCAGACUCACCGACACGAUGCUGUGAAGAGAGGCUCAGGGGCGCCUUCUUAUUUCCCAUCUUCCAUUCCAUGAAAACGGAGGUUCGCCUUCAGUAUCUCCAGUGUCUUAGUGUUUUAAAGUCUGUCUCUAAAAAUAUAAUUUGCUUGUUUUGCCCAGAACAAAUCUGUAAUGAAACUUUUUUUUUUUCUGUCUGCCUCAAGGCUUAAACCUGAUUUCUGUGUGACAAAGUGUGCCUUCCUGUCAUGUUUAAAAUCAACACUGAGAAGUAAACACCAACAAAGCCUGAUCCCUAAGAACUCGGAUAAGAAAAUGAAAAUGAAAAUCAAUAGAGAAUAAUUUAAGUUUUCUGAAUUUAUAACCAUUCCACACAUUUCCUGACACCUCUCUUCAGAUAUUGCCUUGAAAUGUUCAAGAUGCUGUAUAAUUUCUCGAUCGUGCUCUUAAGAACGAGUUCUUCACCUGAAGUCUCAUACGGAGAAUGUAAAACAUGAAGAUGUUAAUGACAUUUUUGAAACAGAUUUUCACACGGUUUAUAGGGUGAUAAAGAAUUAAAGCAAAACGCCAUUAAAGCAAACA